Molecule: messenger RNA, 3614 nt
Organism: Anguilla anguilla (European eel)
Lineage: Eukaryota; Metazoa; Chordata; Actinopteri; Anguilliformes; Anguillidae
Gene: st6galnac
Product: ST6 (alpha-N-acetyl-neuraminyl-2,3-beta-galactosyl-1,3)-N-acetylgalactosaminide alpha-2,6-sialyltransferase
Exons: 10
Coding region: 280-1572 (430 amino acids)
Molecular function (GO): sialyltransferase activity
Source: RefSeq, a predicted model, not a curated record
GUUGGGGGAAGUCCCACAGCUGUUGCUUGUUAGAGGAAGUCUCCACCCCUCUGGGCUGUGUCAGUUCAGAGAUCUGAGAGAGCUGGAGGGGUCUGGACGCGCAGAAACUGUGUCUGACGUACCUGCCGGUUUGAGCCAGGACGCUAGUUCAGGGGACCCUCCGCCGUGACCUUUGGCUGACCUCUGAAGGAGUCAUCCUGGGGGAGCACGGUGCGGAACCUCACCCAUGCCCCCACUCCAGAGUCCUGCUUUGGCCGUGUUCCCGGCAACAGUGUCGCCAUGACAGCAGGGGGUCUGCGAACACAGCUAGGCAUGUCCUUCCUGGGCGUGUGUGGCCUGCUCGUUCUCUACAUCCUGUGCCUUAGCCUGCAGACCCCCGUGCCCGGGCGCAUGCAGACCCCUGGCCCCGCCCCGCAGCCCCGCCCACACCUCGCCAGCUUAGGGGCUGUGGAUACUGCUGCUGAACACCAUGAUGCCCCUGAAACCCCAAAACCCCUCAGUCAAACCACACACCCUGCCCCAGGGCCCCCCAGGACCUCCAAACCCCCACCACCACCCCCUCCCCCCAGCAAACCCACAGAGCCGCCUUUCAUUGGAGAUCAAUACGCUCAGGACGAUUUGGAGCCUCUCACUAACUGCCCAAUGGGGAUUCGGCAGAGGAUCAUGGGUACUGUUUUUGGGGAGCGUUUCCUGCCGCAGGUUCCCGUCCUGCAGUGGCAGGGUCACGUCUCCCCAGAGCAGUACCAGCGUCUCCGGAGAUAUCCUGGGGCCCAUGGCUGGGGGGGAGUCGAUUUCCAGACCCUGGAAGCUUCUCUGUCCGUCCUGAACUCCUCGGCCAAUCGGUGCCUGUUUGACGACUGGGGCAGCCGGGGAAAGGGCGCGGCCUGCAUCCGCUGCGCGGUGGUGGGCAAUGGCGGGAUUCUGCGGGGGUCAAAGAAAGGUCAGGAAAUCGACCAGCACGACUACGUCUUCAGGACUAACGGUGCUGUGAUUAAGGGCUUUGAGGAGGAUGUGGGCUCUCGCACAUCACUGUACACCUUCUCCACAAAUACCCUGCGCAACUCCUUACUCAGUUACACAUCUGUGGGGUACAAGGGCCCCCCCAUCUCUGAGGAGACUCGGUAUGUGUUUUUGCCGGAUCAUGACCGGGACUACAUCCUGCUCAGAGCUGCAGCCACUCACACGCCUGUGGACAGAGGGCCAGAGCGUAGUAAGAGCCCGCCCCCUUAUUUUGGGGAACAUGUGACGGCUCAGAAAUUUAAAAUGUAUCACCCAGACUUCAUCAGGUACCUCAGAAACAGGUUUCUAAGAGCCUCAGUUCUGAAGACCAAGUAUAGACAUCUGUACCGCCCUUCAACUGGAGCUGUAAUGCUAUUGGCUGCCCUGCACACAUGUGACCAGGUGAGCGCGUACGGCUUCAUGACGCCAGAUUUCAGGAAGUACUCGGACCACUACUAUGACAACACAUACCGGCCCGUCGGCUUUUUCAUAAACCACGACCUGCACAUGGAGAUGUCGCUAUGGCAACAGCUGCACCAAGCAGGCCUUAUCCUCCUCUACAUGCGUCAGUGAGCGCUCUCGCCCGGUCACCGUGGAAACACCAGCCACUCCACCUGACUCUGGGUGGGAGGGGAGGGGAGGAGUAGUGUCCACACACUUCCACUGCAGCCCCUCCUCUGACCUUUUCAUAGUUUCUUAUUCAGAUCAUUUUAUGUUGAAGUGUAUAUUUUAUUUUUAUGAGCUGCAUUUAUCAGUAUAAAUGCACUCAGCGAGGAGAAGAGAUGAUGAUUUGCACUGUGGGGCCAGGCCCCUAGCUCGACAUACCCAACACACUGCGGACUGCUCUCCUGUGGAUGGAGCCUCGCUUCGUGCACUUCCUGCUCCCUGUUGUGCUUGCUGUUAGGGACUCUUCAAGUGCCUGGAAUCUGCCAUAUUCCAAACAAUCAAACUACGCUUCCCAGCGUGCCUCAGCACUGAGACUCAUACUGGAGUACCUGGGAGAGUGUGUAUUUCUGUGUCACAUUCUGUACAACCAACGUAUUCAGAUAAUGUACGUGCACAUGGUGUUUGUUUUGUAAUUGAUAUUGGCUCAGACAUCACUGAUUUGAGAGAGACCGCUUGCUGCCUGGAACGGGUGAAGCUGUCUCGUGCACCAAUCACAGAAACUUCCUGCCCACAGCUGACUGUUGUGAUUGGUGCAGAUCAGUGAUGAGGUCUCAGCGGCCUGUGCUCGGUAUUCUGUCUGACCGUAAGUGCCUCAAAGGAUUAUGGGUACUAUCUGCCAAAGUGUUGUGUUUCAGGAUUGGGCUGCGCCAGCUUUUCAGUUGGAAUGUAAAGCUCACACUGCAGGCUUAGUAGCUACUAGUUAGUUUGUGACUAGGCAGCUACUAAACUUGGUCGCACCAUGUGUCCUUAACUCAGAAGUUAGCAAGCUCUUCAUAAAGGAACGUACAGUCACACAAAAUACACAAAAUUAUGUCGAUGUUGAUCGAUCAAAUCGCUGAACUCUAUAAUAUGGAACGGCUGUCACCGCUUGCUUCAGUUGCCGAAACCAAUAUGGUGCCCAGUGCACCCCCCACCUCUCAAUUUCCCCAUAAGAUGUAAUGGAAACCUCCUGCCUUAUUUCAAUCCAAUGGGUCCCCAGUCCCAUUUUCAGCCUGUUAUUCCCGUAAUGUUGGCCAGGAGGGGGUUCACAGUUUUCGAACAAUCCUUCAGUACAUUCAAAUCAGUCUGCCAUUGAAACCUUAUUAAUUACACCGUUUUUUCCGGGUCAGUGUGAAUAUUUAGUUUAUACGCAGGGUUGUGUUCUAAUUAUGUUGUGUGGUCCAACAGGUUUUAUUUCAGUCCUGUGCAAGUUUUAACUGAGUGUAAGUUUGUUACGGCUAGGCUGAGUUCUUAUUUAUGCACAGUUGAUGCAUCCAAUCCCAGGAGUGGUUCUGUGGCUCCGCCUCUUCCUCAGAGGAGCCAAUGGAGAGGCAGAGUGGACAUAGAGGGUGUGGCACUCUCAGCUUGUUUCUCUGGCAUACGAAUUGGACACACAUGCAGUAAUCUACACGUGUCCUGUGUGGAGACCACUCGCCUCAUUCUGUCACCAAAAAAAAAAGCUUUAUUGUUUGUAUAAACUAAACAAAUUCCGUUUUCAGAUUAAAAAAAAAAAAAAAAACAACAUUUAUGAAUCCAUAGGAAGUCAGUCUUUACAGUGGAAUUGGAGGUGGGGUUUCCUAAUGCCAAAUAUUUUAUUUUUUAUCCUUUAAAAAUACAAUCGAUAAACAGAAAGAGGAAAAUUUUGUGAAUACAGUUGUGACUGUGGAGUCCUUGUAACUAUGUAUAAUUCCAACCUCUGAUUCUCAUGACUAUAUACUUUAAUAACAUGCUGUGUCAUGCACAGUGCACUGCAUCUCAGAUCUCUAAUGCAAGAAUAUGUACCUGACCACUGCUCACAUUCUGUGGAACAAAGAGGCGUGGCUUCUGCAGAGCCCCUUACGUGCAAACUGCCCCCAGUAAAGAUUCAGAGAGAACCUUUUAGCUAGAACACUUCUAAGGUCAGAAAGUGUACUGUGACAAGUUCUUUGUAAAAUGUGAAAUAUGAAUAAAAUUUGAUUUGAUAUGCUGAA